This is a messenger RNA of Seminavis robusta, 933 nucleotides long. The record is from the annotation of a GenBank genome assembly. Lineage: Eukaryota; Bacillariophyta; Bacillariophyceae; Naviculales; Naviculaceae.
AUGGAAGAGCCCACGAGAACGACAGUCGAAGCCACCCCUCGGAAGCGAUCCAAACGAAUGAAGGUACAAGUUCCCACUCAACGCGAAGCAGCGGCUUAUUUGAACUACGAAUCGUCAAGGCAAAACUCAAGCUUACUUCAGACAGCUUCGAAACUACACGUGGAAGAUCGAGACUGGAUCAGGGACUUAGAGAAAGAACGCUGCGAACAGGACGAAAAGAUUCUCGAACUGGAAAAGGAGAAAGAAGAUCUUCGGCAAGACAAUUAUAAUCUUCGCAGUGAGAAUCGCAAUCUUCGCGAUACGAAUUACAAUCUGAAUCAAACGAAUCGCAAUCUUCGCGAUAAGAAUCGCAAUCUCAAGCAAACAGUGAAUGCCCUUGGCUACCGUCAGAGCGGUGUGACAUCAGCCGAGAAGCUGACCAUCGUGUUAGAGGAAUACUCCUGCGUCGGCAGUGGCGCCCUCACAUACUCCGCAGAUAUGGGAAAGACGGUGGAUUUCCUCACGGUCGUGGUGGCCCAUUCAUUCGGUAGCGGAAAUCCUGUCGACAAGUAUGAUCGCUUGCUCCGAGAUGAACGGUAUUUGAGAAUUGCGCUCCCACCCGCUUACGGAGCAGUAGCCUGGUACCUAUUCCGACAGGAUCCCCAGUUCGCUGCACAACUGAAAGACCUAGUCCGAGACGAUAUUGACGUAAAGCAAGCGGGCAACUACGAGGCCCACGAUGCCCGAGAUCUGCUUUCGGAGCCUUUCCGGGAAUUGGCUGUGACGCUAGUAACACGCCGACUCAAGAAUGCCCCCUCAGGAUGUGUCGAAGAUUUGAUCUCGCGGAUUCGCCACUCACACAGUGAAAAGGCUCGCCAUACGAGCCGAGACUAUGCGUGGAAUGUGACCAAUUCUGUCCUACCCGAUGGCGUUGAGCGCCUCGAGCUGGUCUGA